This is a messenger RNA of Erinaceus europaeus (western European hedgehog), 1085 nucleotides long. It is a transcript of the gene RPRM, whose product is annotated as reprimo, TP53 dependent G2 arrest mediator homolog. The record is from RefSeq and is a predicted model, not a curated record. Bases 77 to 409 code for a protein of 110 amino acids. Lineage: Eukaryota; Metazoa; Chordata; Mammalia; Eulipotyphla; Erinaceidae. Gene Ontology annotation, biological process: regulation of mitotic cell cycle. The transcript has a single exon. Gene Ontology annotation, cellular component: cytoplasm.
GGCUUCCACCUGUUCCUCCGCUUCCUCCUCCACCGCUCCCUGCCCGGCCGCUCCCGCUCCCGCUCCCGCUCCCGCGAUGAAUCUGGCUCCGGGCAACCAGACCGACGUGGCGGGGCUGCUCGUGGCCAACAGCAGCGAGGCCCUGGGGCGCGCCCUGCGCUGCUGCACCAGCCAGGCGUCCGUGGUGAGCGACGACGGCUUCGGCGAGGGCGGCCCCGACGAGCGCAGCCUGUACAUCAUGCGCGUGGUGCAGAUCGCCGUCAUGUGCGUGCUCUCGCUCACCGUGGUCUUCGGCAUCUUCUUCCUCGGCUGCAACCUGCUCAUCAAGUCCGAGGGCAUGAUCAACUUCCUGGUCAAGGACCGGAGGCCGUCCAAGGAGGUGGAGGCGGUGGUCGUGGGACCCUAUUGAAGCGGCCCCAUCCCUCCCUCCAGCCUACUGGGGUCUCCGGCUGCGCACCCCGCCCUCCCCCCCUUUUUUUUUUCCUACUCACCUCCCCGCCCCCCCAACCCUCGAGAUGGGAUGGGAGGACUGAAGCAAGACCCCGUGUGUCUGGCUGUCUGGCUGUCUCUCUGUCGGAGCGCUCCUCUCUCUCUCUCCACUUCUGCCUUCGGAGAUGCUGAGAAAGAGUUCUCGCUCGCCCACUUUGCAGCGCCCUCCCCCCCCCCCACACACACACUGUGUCUGACUGUGGGCAGGGGGAGCCCCCCGACUCUGGACUCGCCGCCGGCAGGUGACUUUGCGAGCAGGACUUUGCAAGCAGCUGCUGCUGGCGGGGGAUGCGGGCAGCUGGACGGGCCCACAGACUUUGUCUGCUAGCAGGUGGGCCAAACAGGGCGCAGGGCAAGGGGAAGGCAGGGAAGCGCCCCCGCGGCCUCCGGGGCUCCGGGGCCAGCAGCAGAAGGGACCCGUGUGCGGUGGACCUCGUGGACGCUUCGCGGAGCCGUGUCGGGGUUCGCACCCACUUGCUCGGGUUUCCCUCCAGCCCUGGGGGAUGGGGGAUGGGGGAUGGGGGUGGUCAAUACCUGCGAUUAUAACCUUAAGGUGUGUGUGUGUGUGUGUGUGUGUGUGUGUGUGUGUGUGUGUG